Messenger RNA from Peronospora matthiolae, 2583 nucleotides. Lineage: Eukaryota; Oomycota; Peronosporomycetes; Peronosporales; Peronosporaceae. The record is from the annotation of a GenBank genome assembly.
AUGAUUUCGACACCUGAGCUGUCAAUCCGGACUCAAAUCGCUGAGUCAUAUGCGAACGAUUCAUUCUACACGGGAAUCAUCAAUUAUCUUCGACACCCUAGUGAGGGUUCACUCGCGAAGUUGACGAAACCAACGCGUGACAACAUCAAGCGGUACGCGCUUGAUGGUCCGCUGCUGACUUAUACAAUGGACGUUUUCGACCCACCGCGCGUCGUCAUCCCUGCUGAUGACGACCUCCGCGCACGAUUGGUGCAUGAAUUUCAUGACACUCCAACUGGUGGUCAUUUGGGUCGCGAGAAGACGUUCGCGGCCAUCUCUCGUGUGUUUUUCUGGCCGCGUAUGUACAAAUACAUCCAGAAAUGGGUACGCUCUUGUGAAAUAUGCCAGCGUGUGAAGCCUGCGCCGUCUUCACAAGCUCCAUUGCGUCCGCUUUCGAUUGCCACGGAAGCCUGGCGUUCGGUCAGCAUGGAUUUCAUCUUUGGUCUCCCUCCGGACGAACAGAAACGCACGGGCGUAUUGGUUUUUGUGGAUCGAUUUAGCAAAAUGGUGCAUUUUGCUCCAGUCUCCGCGCACGUUACGGCGGAGACGACCGCGCAGAUCUUCAUCGAUCUCAUAUUUCGACAUCACGGCUUGCCUGAAUCAAUUGUUUCGGACCGCGACCCGCGCUUUACAUCAGCUUUUUGGGCAACGUUGUUUCAACUAUUGGGCACGCGACUGCUUAUGUCUACGGCAGCCCAUCCAGAGGCGGAUGGGCAAACGGAGCGCGUGAACAGAGUGCUUGAAGAUGUACUACGCAGUUAUGCGACAUCGUUCCAGUCGUGGAGUUCGUUUCUCCCUCUCGCUGAAUUUGCAAUCAACAACGCAAUUCAUGCGUCGACUGGGUUAACGCCAUUUUUCGUGAAUAACGCGAGGCACCCUCGCGUUCCAGCGCUUCUUGCUCUUUCAGCUUCAUCACACCCAGUUUCUCAGCUUGGUGGGGGAGUAUCUCCCGAUGACACUACGCGAAAAUUUUUGAUGAUUGGUAAUGUUGAAGACAAGGUUGCUGCCGAUGCAACUCAUACUGUUAAUUUCGUGGCCAAUGGCAUAUCGAGUCCCGACGCGAUGCAUCCCAUCGCGUCUCCCGUCGCUAAUUUUGCUCCUAAAGAGUCCACUUCUCCUGUAAGUUCGGCUGCUGUGACCGAAUUCCUAUUACUACGGCAAAGUAUCACGCGUUUUGUACGCGAUGCACUCCAAGAAGCAGUGGAUAAACAAAAGGAGAACGCGGACAAGCGAGGUCGAAAGAACUUGCUGACGUUCAAAGAAGGUGACAGAGUCUUACUAUCGACAAGCGGAUUACCAGACACGUCAGUAACGAAUUUGGGCGCUAAUAAAUUAGCGCCAAGAUAUAUUGGGCCCUUUCGGAUUGUUGAAGUCCAUGGAGAUGCUUACACGCUAGACAUACCUACCACUAUGCGUUUGCACCCGACAUUCUAUGUCGGGCGCCUUAAGGCUUACCUGCCGGCGGAUCUCCCUUUGGUCCUUCCUCACUCGUCUGUAUCGGCUCAAAGUCCGACACCCCCUGCCGACGACGCUGACGACGACUGGGACCAAGUCCUAGACGAGCGCGAGCAGACUCGUUCUGCUGGGGUCCACCGAACGCAGCAGUCUCGAGCUGUCGCAGACGCUCCACCAAGCCCUGCUGCUCCCGUCGGGUUCUCUCGGCAGCCUCUGUCGCAGCUGCUGCACGAUCUCGAGCCCUCUCGGCCAUCUCACGGGCAUCCAGAAGGCCGUUCAUCGCCUCUUCAGUGUCAGCACGAAGGAAACGAAGCUCGUCACUCGACGGCACAGGCGCCCGAUUAUGAGAAUCGGCGCCCAACCCAAGAAGCCUUCCGUCGUGAUGCUCCUCCUCCCUUGGUAGAUGCAUCGGGUGAGCGACGCUGGAUUGUGGACCGUAUCGUCGGUCAUGAAGACCCCACGCCUCUUGCGCCGAGUAGUGGCUCGGCGCCAUCGAAGAGUCGUUCAGAAACGCAUUACAAGGUCCGAUGGUUGGGUUAUUCACCAACGGAAGACACGUGGGAGCCUCGAAGUAUGCUGGCUCACGAUGUUCCUGACGUCGUUGAGGAGUACGAGACCAGUAAGAGGUCGGCGAACGCGACCGACGCUGCUGACUCCUUCCACGAUCCCGCGAACCGUAACGUGAGUGAAUUGGCGAUCGACGACGAUCUCCCGAGCGACUCCGGCGUCUUCUACGAGGCUCGGGAGCAUUUGGAUACCUUGACGGUCGAGAGCGACUACGAGAACGACCUCGGUGGUCGUAAGACAAACGAUCUCGACUGCGUGAACGCCUCCAUUGAUCUACAGGGCGUUCCCUCAUGUGACGCAACGCAGAUACUUGGAGCUCUGAGAGGCUCCUCUCAUAGCGUCCGAUCCAUGGUCGGAUGUGCUGGGGCAUUCCCCGUGCACACACCAUGUCGUCCCAUUCCUGCCGCAUUGGUCGCGGUCUCUCCAUGUGACACCGUGGACACCCUUCACGGACAUGGACGUAACACAUGUGGAACCCAUCACGAUUCAAAUGACAUACGCGUCGUCGUAAGUCGCCAAUAG